CAUGCGCUAAUUGAGAACACUCACCAUGUGGCUUUCAAUGCGCUAAAUCAACGACCCACUUGGUCAUCUGCCUUUCUCUGUUUCUUCAUCAAUCCCCAGCCUCGAAAGCCGCGAGAAAACAGAGGGAAAACCAGAGUGAAUUGAACCGGGAAGAAAGGGACGAGAGAAAUGGAGAGUCGAAACGCGAACCGUCAUGAAGUGGAGACCCCUUCGCGCAUUACCAUCAAAGGCAUCCUCAGCUUACUGAUGGAGAGCGUCGACGCGGACAAGGGCAAGAGGGUCGUUUCGCUGGGCAUGGGCGACCCCUCUGCCUACACGUGCUUCCGCACCACCCGCGUGGCCGAGGACGCCGUGGUGGACGCUCUUCAGUCGCAGAAGUUCAAUGGCUAUUCACCCACCGUCGGUCUUCCCCAGACAAGAAGAGCAAUCGCCGAGUACUUGUCUUGUGAUCUCCCGUACAAGUUAUCAUCCGAUGAUGUGUUCGUGACGUCUGGUUGCACGCAAGCGAUAGAUGUUGCAUUGGCAAUGCUCGCUAGACCAGGAGCGAACGUACUAAUUCCGAAGCCCGGCUUCCCGAUUUAUGAACUUUGUGCUGCUUUUAGACACAUUGAAGUUCGGCAUUAUGAUCUCCUCCCCAAUAAAGGUUGGGAGGUUGAUGUUGAUGCUAUACAAGCAUUAGCAGAUCAGAACACAGUGGCCAUGGUGAUUAUCAACCCCGGAAAUCCUUGUGGGAACGUGUACACUGAUCAACAUUUAAAGGAGAUCGCAGAAACCGCAGAGAAGCUGAAUAUCCUUGUGAUUGCUGAUGAAGUUUAUGGGCACCUCGCUUUUGGGGACACCCCAUUUGUGCCGAUGGGACGAUACGGGACGAUUGUUCCUGUUCUUACUCUUGGGUCUCUAUCCAAGAGAUGGAUUGUACCUGGGUGGAGACUCGGCUGGUUUGUGACAAGUGACCCUUGUGGCAUGUUCAGGAAGCCCAAGGUUGUUGAGCGCAUAAAGAAGUACUUCGACAUAUUGGGAGGCCCAUCAACUUUCAUCCAGGCAGCGGUUCCUCAAAUCCUCGAGAGAACCGAUGAGGUUUUCUUUCGAGAAAACGUCAACAUGCUGAGACAGACCGCGGAUAUUUGUUGCAGCCGGAUCGGCGAGAUUCCCUGCCUUACUUGUCCUGAUAAACCCAAGGGAUCUAUGGCUAUGAUGGUAAAGUUGAACCUUUCACUACUAAAAGACAUCAGCGACGAUAUCGACUUCUGCUUCAAGCUGGCCAAGGAGGAAUCGGUCAUCAUCCUUCCAGGACUUGCCGUGGGCUUGAAAGAUUGGGUUCGCAUCACUUUCGCGGCUGAUCCGUCAUCUCUCGAAGAAGGCCUUGGAAGGAUCAAGUCGUUCUGCCAGCGAUAUGCCAAGCAAGUAUAAGACCAGCGGAGGACAAGACCAACAAGCAGAUCAGAGGACCUAAAUACACACUUAAACCUGCUGAGUUUACGCAGAUAAAAGGGUUCUUGGUCUCUCCUUCAUGUCCAUAGCUGAAAUAUAUGCGAUCAACAGUUCAAUCUGUAUGGGACUAGCGAAUCUCACAUAUUCAUAGCAAAUUUAUACAUGCCGGCCUUAUCGGACAUUAAAUUA
This is a messenger RNA of Rhodamnia argentea, 1620 nucleotides long. Its product is annotated as probable aminotransferase TAT2. The record is from RefSeq and is a predicted model, not a curated record. The coding region runs from base 169 to 1410 and encodes 413 amino acids. Gene Ontology annotation, molecular function: pyridoxal phosphate binding; transaminase activity. Lineage: Eukaryota; Viridiplantae; Streptophyta; Magnoliopsida; Myrtales; Myrtaceae. Gene Ontology annotation, biological process: biosynthetic process; amino acid metabolic process. The transcript has 7 exons.